This is a messenger RNA of Girardinichthys multiradiatus, 2809 nucleotides long. RefSeq names its product protection of telomeres 1 homolog (gene pot1). Bases 164 to 2578 code for a protein of 804 amino acids. The transcript is spliced from 21 exons. Gene Ontology annotation, biological process: regulation of telomere maintenance via telomerase; telomere capping. Gene Ontology annotation, cellular component: nuclear telomere cap complex; chromosome, telomeric region. Gene Ontology annotation, molecular function: G-rich strand telomeric DNA binding; telomerase inhibitor activity. Lineage: Eukaryota; Metazoa; Chordata; Actinopteri; Cyprinodontiformes; Goodeidae. The record is from RefSeq and is a predicted model, not a curated record.
AAGACAUUUCCUGCAGCCUACCUCUUACAUGAACCGUGCUGAAGAAGGUGUUCCAGGGGUUCUUUGGGCCAUGGGGGAAAAUCUGCUUCAAUUAGGGCUGCUUCUGGAGGCCUAAGAAGAAAAGUCAAACCAUGCUCGUCGUAAUGCUCCCAUUUAUGAAUAAAUGCCAGGUCACCUUAACAUCAUGGCUGUGUAUAUACUCUCAGAGGGGUCAGGGCCAGGCUCCCAGGUACCUCCACACCUGACCAGGAUUCUCAUCUCUCUCCUCAGCCCAGGAAUUAACUGCACCAACAAAACAGUCAAGGGUAAAGUGAUUCAUAAAGGACCACUGGUGAGGGUGGAGGCAGAUGACUUCAUCCUGAAAACUGUCAUUAAGGAAGAUGAUGCCAUGCAGAGUGUCUGCUCUCAGAAGACUUCCAUCAACAUUGUUAUUUUUGGAGCACUAGCUGAGAGCUUCAGUCACAGAGUCAGUCCAGGGGAUGUGGUUUUGCUCUCUGGCUUUACUGUGGGUAAAUCUCCCACAGCUAAUAAGGACAAUCUUCACCCCUGUAACCUGCAACUAUCAGGAGAUGAUGCAUGCAUCUAUGUUUCCAAGCAGAAGCCUCCUCAUCCCAGAUCCUCGUUGGUCAGCAAGAGGAGCUCGUUGAUUUCUGCUGAGGGUUCCAAGAUGGUCAAGUCUCCAAAGUACACAUAUGUACGACUGGAUGAACUGAAGAAUGAAUCUGUUGUGAACGUUUAUGGUGUGGUGGUGUUCUUCAAACAGCCGUUUAAGAGCCGUGGCACAGAUUACUGCUCCUGCCUGAAGAUCACUGAUCAGUCCGAGCACAAGAUUGGCUGCACCAUCUUCUGUGAGAGGCUGGAAGACCACCCCAAAAUCUUUCAGACUGGAGACAUUGUCCGCAUGCACAGAGUCAAGGUAAAGUUAUACAACAACUCCCUCACCCUAGUCAACACAUCAGGUUUCUCUGUGGUGACAUUUCACGGUACAGUGGGUGGAGCCGUUGAGCCUCGGACGUCCAGUAAAACCUUCCACUUCGAUGAGGAUGACCGUCGCACUGUGGAGGAGCUGAGAUCCUGGGCUGCCAGCCAGACUCUGCUCCCAUCAGUUUCUGCUGCAGUCCCUCUGUCCGCCGUUCAGCCCAGUGCCUACUUCGACCUAACCUGCCAACUGCUGGCCAAAGCAACAGUUGACACCACCUGCACUCUGCUGAGGGUAUGGGAUGGGACUAGAUGUCCUCACCCUCUGCUUAAAGUGAUCGUUGAUCCAAAUGUCACCGAAGGAGCGUCUUCUUUCUCCAAGCAGAAAGAGAGCCUCAUCGCAAAUGUUCUUGUCUACGAUAACCACGUGGAGUUCGCCAGACAGCUGAAGCCUGGUGCUUUUCUGAGAAUCUACAACUUGCGAGCGAUCCUAGGAUCCAGCAAAGUGCCGGGCCUCACCUGCAGCCAGCCUGUGGAGAUGGGUCACCUGGCUUUUCAUCUUCAUGGGGGAACGUCAUACGGGAGAGGCAUCCGGGUUCUACCAGAAAACAGCCCAGAUGUGCAAGAGCUCAAAAGAGUCAUGGAAGAAUUCUUACAGGAUCAAGAGGAUGAAUUCACUGAGCUGAACGACUCAGAGCUGGUCUGGUCUACUCCGCCAGAGUUUUUGGAUGGUGAGGCAGUGGACUGUCAAACCGUGAAAACCUGCAGACAUCAGCUCCAACCUGUAACACUGUCCCAGGUGAAGCAGAGUGAUGCGGGUCAAGUUCAUCAUGUUAGAGUCCAGCUGAGAUCUUAUGAGCCCCACAGACUGCACCAGGCUCUGAAACUUUUCUGCAGCAGGUGUACAUCAAUUCAGGACAUCCCAGAUGAUGAGUUGGUGGCAGCUAUCUUCUCUGAGGCAUCCAAGCGCUCUGAAGCCUACAGUCCUCCACCAUGGGUUCUCUCUGGACAUGUUGACCUUGCAGGAGACACCUCAGGAGCCCAACAGCUCUCUAGAAGUGUUCACAUAUCCACCAAGCUAAUGACAGAGGGCAAAACUGACCAACUCAUCUUUCUCAUGGGUUGCUCUCUAGAGGAGACAUGCCACCUUGCAGCCACCUACCAGAGCAUUGUUCCAGUGUCGUCAUCUGGGGGCCAGCUGGCACUGCUGGAUCUGUCUGCGCCUUUGCUGUUCAGAGGCAGGAAGAGAUACUACGGGUGUAAACGGUGCUCUGAGGCUGCACUAAGGGAGCCAAGCACUGAAGGAAUGCAGAUGAUCGAUGAGAAGAUCAUAGCAGAGGCUCUCGGUGUGCAGCUGCUGCAGUUGGUCUUACUAAUGAAGCUGGAGCUGCAGGAUGCCACAGACACCCUGGAUGUCUUCCUGUGGAAACAUGCUGAGCUUUUCUUCAGUGUGACAGCAGAGGACAUGUCAGCCAAUCAGGAGGCUCAGAACAGCAUUCAUCAAAUUAUGGAUAUCCUCUGUCCAGCAGAGGGCAGCAUGGGUAAGCGCCCAUGGCUCGACCUGUGUCUUAUGGCAUACUACACAGAGGAGGACGGGAGCACGAACCAGACCUGCUACCAGAUCUGCAACACUGUUAUCGUCAAACCUUCGUCUAAAUGAUCAGACCCUGCCCAAAGCAGCAUGUUUCAGAUUCAAACAGAAUCCUUCAGGAAAAUAGACGAAUGAUCUGUCGGUUUGUAUGAUGAGGUGUUUGAUAGCAAACCUGUUUAAAGCACUGAUGUGAUUUUAUUUUUGUUGUUAUUGUUUCCAUUUCCAAGGUUUUCUUCACCUCACCGUCUCUUUGUAAUGACUUUCCAAAUAAAGUGUAAAUCAGUAAGUUUAAGUAUUAAA